Molecule: messenger RNA, 3099 nt
Organism: Nerophis ophidion (straightnose pipefish)
Lineage: Eukaryota; Metazoa; Chordata; Actinopteri; Syngnathiformes; Syngnathidae
Product: tryptophan 5-hydroxylase 1-like
Exons: 11
Coding region: 890-2251 (453 amino acids)
Biological process (GO): serotonin biosynthetic process; aromatic amino acid metabolic process
Cellular component (GO): neuron projection
Molecular function (GO): tryptophan 5-monooxygenase activity; iron ion binding
Source: RefSeq, a predicted model, not a curated record
CUAGAUAUUACAGCUUUCAUGCUGAAUGUUUUUUUUUGUUUACUCUUUUGUGUGCUUCGUGCCAAGUAUAGUUUUUGUAUUUUCUAUUCCUAGCUUUCAUGCUAGCGCCCUUGGUUUAUUUUUGUCCGUUAGCUCCAGUGUUUUUGUUCAUAGUCUGUUUUUGGUAAGGUUAAUAAAUCAUUUAAACUUACCGUUGCUGUGUUCAUGCCGACGCAUCCACGAAGGGACCAAUUUGGCAUCACUAUGCCAACCAGUCGUAACAUUUUAAGCAUGUUUCUUAUUUAUUCUGACCCCGUUUUUUACUUGUUUUUAGUACAUUUUCAUUUCUUCUUUACCCUGAUUCUCUUUUUCUGCUCUGUGACUAGGGAAGGUUGUUUGGAUUGGGUCAUAUCAGUAAUUACUGUGUUACAUCUACUUAAAAAACACAGAUAUUGGCAGUUUGUUAAUAAAAUGGAUACACUACAUCAAAUUGUUAAGCUCGUGUUUGAGCACCCCCUGUGAUAUACCAUUGGACCAACUAGGAUCUUUUUGUCCGUCUUGUGAAUUCCAGAGUGCAGUUUUUUUUAACCAGGUUGACGUGAAGGUUGCACCACCCAUUGAGGCACACCUCCCACUGAUUAGUGUCUUGGGUGAUGUUCUUAUCCGAAAUGUGAUUUUACUCUUAUGACCAUGUCUCAUUAGGUUUGAGUCAUUUGGUGCCGGACACACACACACACACACACAGACACACGCACACCCACGCACACACACUUUCUCUAUAUAUAAGAUGCAACAGUAGAUUGAUAAGGCUUGGAAGUGUUUCCCGACAGGCGUGUCAAAGAGGUGCACCAGGUUGAACUUUGCAGAAGAACUUGUCGUGACUUCGGACCAGCAGAACCCCCAAGACUCAAUGGACAAAGGAACACAUACCAGUAAAAGUGAGCAGGGCAGCAAUGGAAGCGCCUCUGAGCAAGGCAGGGCCACGAUCGUCUUUUCUCUGAAAAACCAAAUCGGUGGCCUGGCUAACGCUCUCAAGGUAUUCCAGGAAAAACACGUCAACCUGGUUCACGUCGAGUCCCGGAAGUCCAGACAAAAUCAUUCUGAAUUGGAGAUCUUUGUGGAUUGUGACGGCGACCGCCGGCAGCUCGAAAUGCUGACUCAGCUGCUCCGGAAGCAAACGGACAUCGUUGAAAUAGCUGUUGACUCCGCCCCCCCUGGUGACGAUGUUCCGGGUGUUCCCUGGUUCCCGAAGAAGGUCUCCGAUUUGGAUUUCUGCAACCAGGUUCUGAUGUAUGGAUCAGAGUUGGACGCCGAUCACCCGGGAUUCCAGGACAGCGUUUACCGCCAGAGGAGGAAACACUUUGCAGAUCUGGCUUCCAACUACAAGCACGGAGACCCGAUCCCUCGCGUGGAGUUCACGGCGGUUGAGGUGCAGACCUGGACUCGGGUGUACCGGGAACUCAACAAGCUGUAUCCCACCCACGCCUGUCGGGAAUACUUGAAGAACAUCCCCCUGCUGGUGGAGCAGUGUCACUACAGGGAGGACAACAUCCCCCAGCUGGAGGAUGUUUCAUGCUUCCUCAAAGAGCGCACAGGUUUCUCCAUCAGGCCCGUAGCAGGCUACUUGUCGCCCAGGGACUUCCUAGCAGGUCUGGCCUUUAGAGUCUUCUACUGCACUCAGUACAUCCGCCACGCCUCAGACCCCUUCUACACGCCUGAACCGGACACCUGUCACGAGCUGCUGGGUCACGUCCCCCUGCUGGCCGAGCCCAGCUUCGCUCAGUUUUCUCAGGAACUCGGACUGGCGUCGCUCGGCGCCUCCGACGACGCGGUGAAGAAAUUGGCCACGUGUUACUUCUUCACCGUGGAGUUUGGACUCUGCAAGCAGGAUGGCAGCCUGCGGGUCUACGGAGCUGGACUGCUCUCGUGCAUCAGCGAGCUCAAGCACGCAUUGACGGACAAGGCUCGCGUCCUUCCGUUCGAGCCCGCCGUGACCUGCAAUCAGGAGUGCAUCAUCACGGCGUUCCAGGACGUCUACUUUGCUGCGGAGAGUUUUGAGGAAGCCAAGAACAAGAUGCGGGAGUUCGCCAAAACCAUCCGUCGCCCCUUCGCCAUCCGCUACGACCCGUACACUCAGAGCGUGGAGGUCCUGAAAGACGUGGGGAGCAUCAGCAACAUGGUUAAGGACAUAAGACAUGAGCUCGACAUCGUGGAGGACGCCCUGGACCGGCUCUACAAGUGCCCCAGACUCGGAGGCCAGAGCGAAGAAUAAUUGAAUUGAAUUGAAUUGGGUUCUUGGUAGAUUUGAAUCCGUAAGUUUCCUUUUGCUUUCCUUUUGUUUCAGGGUGGAGGAAAAAGUGUACUUUCCACCACAUCCUUCUUAGGAAGUGUUCAGUCUUUUCUAUGAGUCUUUGCCUGUAGUCCUUCUGCGCGGGUAUGGGAAUGUAACUGUCGCAAGAAACCUGAUUGCCCUCUCAACGGAGGGUGCUUACAAACAUCAGUCGUUUACCAAGCAAAGGUAACACGCAAGGACAUUAACACAUCCGACACGUACGUAGGAUUAACCGAAGGAGCGUUUAAAACCAGAUGGAAUAAUCGCAAGGCCUCCUUAAGAAACCAGACUUUGCGGAAUUCUACAGAACUCAGAAAGCACAUUUGGAACCUCAAAGACAAUAAUGUUGAAUAUUCAAUAACAUGGCAAAUUGAAAUAUUUAUUUCAAACCUGCACAGCACAACUAAACACAGUUUUUUUUUUGUUUUUUUUUUACAUUUUGCCAGAGAUAUUUAUGCAAGGCUUGAAAAGGGGUUGGAGGAAGCAGAUGCUUAUAAUAUCCCAACCCCACAUUUAACAUAAACAAUAUAAUACAAGAACAAUACAAGAAAAACUCCUGUAGACUAACAAUACGAUAGUACCACUUUUACUAUGAGACAAGACGAGACAAAACACACACACACACACACACACACACACACCUUCUGACCAUACACCUCUCUCCCAUCGCUCCAUGCUGAGGGCAUCACUCUCUUUCCUCCUCGUACUUUUUCAGUACUUCUUUUAUAAUAAUGGUCUUGGGUGGAAAAAAAAUAUGACUUAAUGAUUAAAUUUGGAAAUGUUGGAAA